UGCCGAAGGUCUUCCAGUAAAGAGCCUUCGUUCUGUCUCUCUCGCUUGAGAUCCACUGCUCUUUCGCUCUCUUCUUCUUGGUUUUAAAGUUCAGAAUUCAGAACGACGAAGAUUAUUGAUAGAUGAAUGAACGAUUUCCUAUCGCUGGAUAACAUGCAACAACGCAUUGUCCUCCGGAUUUUCACCUCCUAAGGACCAGAAGGAUCUGCUUUUAUGGACUCAAAUCAACAGAGAGGCUUCAUGAUUCGCCAAUUCAAUGCAGAGCGGUCCACCAUCAGUGGCUCAACUUCAAAUCUUCCAGACUCUUCAAGUACAGGCCGUUCUUUCACAUCUUCAUUUGCUGCUCAGUCUGGAUCAGCUCCCGUUUUGCAUCAUUCUGGAACCAUACAAGGAUUACAGAACAUUCAUGGGAGCUUCAACCUUCCAAACAACCCAGGCUUACUCACUUCCCGCAACUCAGCAGUAGGUGGGGUUUCCACAAGUGGUGUUCAGCAGCCUUCAGGAGGCCUUUCUAGUGGACGAUUUGUUUCAAACGGCCCUCCUGUGCCACUGUCUCAGCUCUCACAUGGAGGUUUGCAUGGACAUUCCGGAGUUACAAGUAGAGGAGGGCUAGGAAUGUCCACAAUCUUGGGUAUUGCAGGUCCCAGAAUAUCAAACUUGGGAGGUAAUAUUGUUGGUGGAGUUAACAUUGGAAGGGGCAUAAGUUCUGGUAGUGGGUUGGCUUGGCCCAGUCUAGCAUCUCAGGUGAGUUUAGCUACUAACAAUGGAUCAGGAAGUCUAAGUGCACAAGGAGCGAGUAGACUGAUAACAGGUGUUCUCCAACAAGCUCCACAAGUGAUGUCUAUGCUAGGAAAUUCUUAUCCAACUUUUGGAGACUCAAUGGCUCAGAGCCAAAUCCAAGCAGGGAAUAAUUUUUUAAGCUCUGUGGGAGUGCUAGAUGAUGUGAAUCCCAAUGAUAGUUACCCCUUUGACAUGAAUGAUUUCCCAUGGUUGAUUGGCCGUCCAAGUUCUGGAGGGCCUCAAGGACAACUAGCUUCUCUACGAAAACAAGGUGGUGGUGUUAGUUCUAUUGUCCAACAAAACCAAGAGUUCAGCAUUCAAAAUGAAGACUUUCCAGCUUUGCCUGGGUUUAAAGGUGGCAAUGCUGAUUUCACGAUGGAUUUGCAUCAGAAAGAACAUCAUCAUGACAACGCCAUUCCAAUGAUUCAAGGGCAACAUUCUCCUUUACAUUUGGGGAGGUCAGCAGGAUUCGGCUUAACUGGAAGUUAUGCAUCCCAUCGUCAGCAACAACAACAGCACCUUGCUUCAUCAGUUGGUAAAACUGGAGCCACAUUGGCUCCAGCAAAUUCUCCAGACUUUCUCCAGAUACAUGGCUCUGAAUUAUUCCCAUCUUCCCAUGGGAAAUCUGUUUCUUAUCGCUCACAGGUUCAAACGGGUGGCACUCCAAUUAUGGGAUUAAGAACAGUAAACACUUCGAUUGCAGCUUCUGAUUUGGCAUCAGAUGACCUGCUUAUUCAGCAAUAUCCACAAGAUCAAUACCAAUCCGAAUUUCGUAUACAACAGAUUUCAGCUCUUGCUCAGCCCAGAGAUCAGAAUAUGAAGUCCUUGCAUGGGGUGCAAGCCUCCCUUGAUAGAUUUGCGCUGGCAGGUUUAUUGAGUAUUAUAAAGUCCUUGGAUAUGGACCUGCAAUCUUUAGCUUUGGGAACUGAUCUUACCACAUUAGGGUUAAACUUGGACUCCAGGGAGGACCUUCAUCGAACUUUUGGCUCCCCAUGGUCUGAUCAACCUACUAAAGGUGACCCUGAGUAUCGUUUGCCUCAGUGUUACAUUCAGCCUGGACCCAGGCUACAACAUGGUUAUUUCUCAAAAUACAGGUUGGGGACACUGUUUUAUGCGUUCUACAGUAUGCCCAAUGAUGAAGCACAGUUGUAUGCCGCCAAUGAACUGUAUGCACGAGGGUGGUUCUAUCACAGGGAGCUCCAAUUGUGGUUCACAAGGGCUGGAAAUGGGGAGUCCAUUGUUGAAGCGGGCACCUAUGAGAUGGGAUCUUAUCAUUAUUUUGAUUCCAACACAUGGGAUACUGUUAGAAAGGACAAUUAUGUCAUUUGUCGCGAUAUGCUCGAGAAGAUACCGUCUCUACCUCAACAUUAGCCCUUAACACAUGGCAUGUUAGUGUUUUGUUGGAUUGUGGUGAGGGUUGUGACUUCAGCUUCUCUUCUGAGUGAUGGCUUCCCUUUUUGAGUGAUUGGCAAUACUCUCAAUUAAUAGAAUAUAUAUGGGGAGUAAGUUCAUGCUUCCUGGCUGAAACGCAUUUUGUGUCAUUGGAGGAAGGUCCUACGACAAAACCCCGAAGGAAGACAAGAUGAUGAAGAAGCUGCUUAUUGUCGCGGGUCAUUAAUGCACACAAUUGCUCCCUAAAACAUGUGAACAACUGCUGAAAGUCGAGUGAUUGCAUUUUUCUGCCUCAGAUGUCUGUUUCUUUUCCUCCUUGCAUAUUUUGAGGCAUUGGCCCUAAGAUAUAAUCAGUGGAUGCUAAAGUUACUAGUAAUGAUCUGUUGUUCCUUCUGCCUCA
Amborella trichopoda is the source of this 2572-nucleotide messenger RNA. Its product is annotated as putative NOT transcription complex subunit VIP2. Lineage: Eukaryota; Viridiplantae; Streptophyta; Magnoliopsida; Amborellales; Amborellaceae. Gene Ontology annotation, cellular component: CCR4-NOT core complex. Gene Ontology annotation, biological process: regulation of DNA-templated transcription. The record is from RefSeq and is a predicted model, not a curated record.